Messenger RNA from Closterium sp. Yama58-4, 543 nucleotides. The record is from the annotation of a GenBank genome assembly. Lineage: Eukaryota; Viridiplantae; Streptophyta; Zygnematophyceae; Desmidiales; Closteriaceae.
AUGUUCCGAAAGCUCAACGUGUUGGUGGGUGAUGGGGUGGUGGGUGAUGGGGUGGUGGGUGAUGGGGUGGUGGGUGAUGGGGUGGUGGGUGAUGGGGUGGUGGGUGAUGGGGUGGUGGGUGAUGGGGUGGUGGGUGAUGGGGUGGUGGGUGAUGGGGUGGUGGGUGAUGGGGUGGUGGGUGAUGGGGUGGUGGGUGAUGGGGUGGUGGGUGAUGGGGUGGUGGGUGAUGGGGUGGUGGGUGAUGGGGUGGUGGGUGAUGGGGUGGUGGGUGAUGGGGUGGUGGGUGAUGGGGUGGUGUUGCGGUGGUGGGGUGGUGGGGUAGCUAGCGUGUCGGUGGGGUCAUGGCUGAUCAGUACUCUUCUCUCCUCUCUCACGCCUUCUUUACACAAAGUGAGACACCACUCGUCCUUUUCUGUCUGUGCAUGCUCCAAUCCCACAUGUCUUCAUUCUGCUGCCUUUUCGUGGACGCCCCUCCCACAUCCCACACCACUUGUUCACGGUGGCGUUCAGACGAUGCGCUGUGGAAGGAUGAAGAUGCAGUGA